AAAAAAAAUUUUGCAAUUCGCUCCUUCUGCCUUAUACAUUUUGAACCCCACAUUUGAGUCCCAAAUUUUGGUCCCACAUUUGAGCUCCAAAUUUGAGCCAUACAUUUUAGCCCUACAUUAUUAUGCUGACGACAAAGAAGUGGUCAACCAUGCUGAUGCAUGUAGCCAUCAUGCUCAUGCUGCUGGAUCAGCACGCUCAAGGUUCAGAGCGGCACCCCCGGCAGAGCAGCAACGCCACCACCACAGAGCAGCUCUGCAGAGGCCGCGACUCUGAGGAGUACUUCAGACUCUCUGCCGGCGACGACUGCAGAGACGUUGUUAGAUGUGACCGCAGUGGACGCUCUGGCCCCAGCCGCCUGGCCGCAGUGCGGUGCCCCAACGGCCUCGCCUUCGACGUCGACAGACAAGUCUGUGACUGGAAGACCAAAGUCCGCAACUGCGACAGACUUGAGAGACCGCGGAAGAUUAAGCCGCUGCUGGUGACGGAGGAGCCGCUGUGCUCGGGGACGGACCUGGCGUGCGGCAGCGGCGUGUGUGUCGCCAAGGAGCUCUUCUGUGAUGGCAAACCUGACUGUGAUGACGGUUCCGACGAGAACACGUGUGGUGUGGAAGAAGAUCCAAACCGAGCCCAGGUGUGCGACAAAAGUCAAUGCGUUUUGCCAGAAUGUUUCUGUUCCGUGGACGGCACUAGAAUUCCUGGUGAUAUCAACCCAAAACAAACACCGCAAAUGAUCACCAUCACAUUUUCAGGAGCAAUCAACCUUGAUAAUGUGGAUUUGUACGAUGACAUCUUCAACGGGGAAAGAAAGAAUCCCAACGGUUGUCAAGUGAAAGCAACGUUCUUCACGUCGCACAAGUACACCAAUUACUCCGCAGUUCAAGAACUACACAGGAAAGGCCAUGAGAUCGCUGUGUUCUCGAUCUCGAACAAAGAAAGUCGAGACUAUUGGUCCCAUGGAACAUACGACGACUGGCUUGCUGAAAUGGCUGGGGCCAGACUCAUCGUCGAACGUUUCGCCAAUAUCACAGAUAAUUCCAUCGUCGGGUUACGAGCGCCCUACCUCAGGGUUGGAGGAAACGCUCAGUUCGACAUGAUGAACGAUCAGUUCUUCUUCUACGACGCUUCGAUUACAGCGCCAUUGGGGAAACUUCCGCUAUGGCCGUACACAUUGUACUUCAGGAUGCCUCACAAAUGUCACGGGAACGGCCAAAAUUGUCCAUCACGCUCCCACCCCGUCUGGGAAAUGGUCAUGAACGAAAUGGACAGAAGAGACGACCCAGAGUUUGACGAAGGACUAUCUGGGUGUCAUUACGUCGACUCCUGCACCAACAUCCGGACUCCAAAGCAAUUUGCCCAUUUCCUCGAGCACAACUUCAGACGACACUACAACACAAACCGUGCACCACUCGGCUUGCAUUUCCACGCUUCUUGGCUAAAAGGAAACAAAAAUUUUAAAAAGGAACUCAUCAAUUUCAUUCAGUCAAAAUCGGGCAACCCUGACGUGUAUUUCGUGACCAUGCUUCAAGUGAUUCAAUGGAUGCAAGCACCGACCGAAGUGGCAGGACUUCGCGAUUUCCCAGAAUGGAAGGAGAAAUGCGACGUGCAAGGUCUGCCAUUUUGCUCAUUACCAAACACUUGCCCGGUGAGGACACGAGAGAUUCCUGACGAGACUUUGAGUUUGUUCACCUGCAUGGACUGCCCCCGCAACUACCCCUGGCUGCUCGACCCUACCGGGGAUGGCGUGGAAAUUAUAUAAUCAUCAUAGUCUUUGUAAACUGUUGAUAAUUUUUUUAAUUUACCCAAUUUAUUUGAAAAUAUAGUAUUUCUUUACAAAGUACCGUACGCAACUAUUAAUCUCAUGAUUCACUGGUAAUGUGUCGAGCCAAUUAUAAUCACCUUAAUAAUAUAAUAUAUGUAGAAGUCAUGGAUAUAAAACCUAAAUUUUUUACA
Messenger RNA from Hyalella azteca, 1951 nucleotides. Its product is annotated as chitin deacetylase 1. The coding region runs from base 123 to 1757 and encodes 544 amino acids. The record is from RefSeq and is a predicted model, not a curated record. Gene Ontology annotation, cellular component: extracellular region. Gene Ontology annotation, biological process: carbohydrate metabolic process. Gene Ontology annotation, molecular function: chitin binding; protein binding. Lineage: Eukaryota; Metazoa; Arthropoda; Malacostraca; Amphipoda; Hyalellidae. The transcript has 5 exons.